UAUAGCCGUAAUCUAGAAUUUAUGAACUGUGUAAAGUGGGGCUGUACAGUCACUACAGUUAGUCUUGCAUAGUUAGACUCUCCACCCCUUUUUGACAUUUUGACGUCAACAGGAGUGGAGAGUGUGGCUAAAUGAGACUAAAAAUUGACUGUUAAUGGAGAUAUAUUUUUUAAUGACUUUUACAUUUGUUUUAUUACAUGUAGACACUGGUGACUUGGACAAAAUUAAAACUGAGCUAAAAGAUUUUAAUAUUUCCGACUGGAGAGAAUUUGGAUCAAAAGCUGGCCUCAAAUACGAAACUCUUAAAAUAAUACAAGAGAACAAUGCAAAAGUACAGGAUCGUUUUGAAGAGUGUUUGGCUUACUGGUUGAGAAGGAAGGAUAAUGUUGAUGAUAAAGGAAAGCCAUCAUGGAGAAGAUUAGCUGAGAUAUUAGAGGAACUUGGAGACAAAGCCUUAGCAGACAGAAUUAGAGACAGGAAAGGUGUGCCUAGUGAUGUUCAUAAAGAGGAGCAAGUUAAAAAUGUUACUACUCCUGAUCGCAGCACUCGACUUCCUCGAUUUUUAGAAGAUGACUAUCUUCAAAUGACAACUGAAUUUGCAAAUAUACUUAAACGUUUUGUUUUUGAGGUCUUUAAAGAAAGGGAGGAGAAAUUAAAAGGUGUCCAAGUGUCAUUGGUUAGUAUUAGUCCAUCAAAUCGAAAAGAAAUUGAUGAAGUAGACAGUGAAACUGGACUAACGGCAGUCCUUCGAAAUUAUUGUUCUUUGUCAAAAUUCCAAGUACUAACUACUUUAGCAAAGGAUAUGAAGAUGACUGAUAUUACAGAUGAGCUAAAUCAGUUUGAAGAGAAACGGAAAAAGUUAUACAAGGAGAUUUUAGCAAAGGAUUUUGCAAAGAGUGCCAUUAAAUAUUGUGGUACAACAGGUAGUAGAGAGGUGACAUUUAAAGUAAAAUGGUCUUUUAAGAAAGCAACACUUGAAGAUUUUGAGGAUUUUCUGAAUCAUGCUUUUAGCAGUCUGGACAUUUAUAUUCACUUGAGUGCUGUCCACAAUAGUCUACUGACGUUUGUUUGUGUGAUACCACAUUGGCUAGUGGAUGAGAUGAAGGAUUAUAUUAUAAAGAAUGGUGAUCUUUUUGAGUCUAAAGGAGCAGUUGAAAUUACUGUUGAUGGAACUAUUGUAUUCAGUGUGAAACAUUCAUUGGAGCCUCAUCAGUUGUCAUUAGAGAAUGAAGAAAAGGAGACGGAAUCAUUACAGAGUGAGGAGGAAGCAGAAGAAUAUAUGGAUCAGCAUUAUACACAAGAAGACAGUGGAUCUGGUGAAGGAUAUGCUUGUCUGAUGUUUCAUGAGAAGAAUUCUUUUAUAUAUUUCACUGCUGUACCAGUUAAAAUGUUGACUGCUCUUCUUGAG
This is a messenger RNA of Amphimedon queenslandica, 1408 nucleotides long. RefSeq lists its product as uncharacterized. The transcript is spliced from 7 exons. Gene Ontology annotation, molecular function: protein binding. Lineage: Eukaryota; Metazoa; Porifera; Demospongiae; Haplosclerida; Niphatidae. The record is from RefSeq and is a predicted model, not a curated record. The annotation marks the transcript as partial. Gene Ontology annotation, biological process: signal transduction.